GUACACAUGUUCUAAAAAAUAAUUCAGCCGUGUUUAAUUAAAAUUUAAAAUAUUGAUCCAUUACAUCGGCAUCAGAGGACAUUUUAACUUGAAGUAUUUAUUGUUGCAAGCUUUCGAUAUUCAUACAGAAUUUCUUCAUCAGGCAAAAAUAUAUUUGUAAACUAAAAUUCAUGUGUACGUUUAAAAUUUUAAAAUUUUAAAUUUAAUUGAUAAUUAUGGCUGAUACUUCAUCCGUGGUGGUGGACACGGAGAGAUUUCACAAGAAUCCAUUCUUGGACAAGGAAAUUUCCCUUAUUGGAGAUCCCUUUGUUGGAGGCCCAAGUUCAUUUUUGGAGCGUCUGAAGCAGGGCUCGACCUUGCUCCUGGAGACGUUGACAAGGAACGUCUUAGAAGAGAACAACCGAAUGCCAGGGGACGAUGAUUAUUCUGUGUAUACGGGCAAGUCAGGCGUCAUCCUCACUUAUCAUUGGAUAUUGUCACAAAAUAAUCAAGAGUUGCUGAUAAAUCCAUCCAUUAAAAAGAUGUUGGAAGAUUUCGUGAAAGAAGUCAUGAGUGGACACUUGUUGCGAAAGAAGCGAAUUACAUUCCUAUGUGGGGAUGCAGGACCUUUGAUUGUUGCUUAUCUUAUAACCAAUGACUCAAAUCAACGGACCGAGUUACUUGGAAGAUUACUUCAACUUCAAGAUCUAGUUUAUGCUAAGGGAUCUUCCAAUCGUGAUAGAACCCCCAUUCCGAAUGAAUUAUUGUAUGGAAGGGCUGGUUAUCUAUACUCGCUUCUUUUUCUGAAUCAGCAAUUUCCUCAAGAUCCACCAUUGAUUCCUUAUGCUCUAUUGUCAAAUUUAGUGUCAAUUAUCAUUGAGGACGGACUAAGAAACAAUCAAAGAGGAAAUCCGCCUCUUCAUUACGAAUGGCAUGACAAAACUUACUUGGGAGCAGCGCAUGGAUAUGUUGGAAUCCUUUACGUUCUGCUCAAGGCUCGUGCAUACAUGAAAGAAGAGCACGUACGACACGUGAAGGAAACAUUGGACUGGGUUAUGUUUCAUCAGUUUCCAUCGGGGAAUCUACGCUCGUCCGUGGGAUCAAAGGAAGACAAACUAAUACAUUGGUGUCAUGAUAUCUCCGUCCGUCCUCCUUUACAUAUGUAUAGUGUGUUUGAAGCUGAGAAAGAACGUUAUCUGAGCUGUACCCUGGCUUGCGGAGGGGUGAUAUGGACUCGUGGGAUUCUAAAACGAAGUUACAGCCUAUGUCAUGGCACUGCUGGAAAUGCAUAUUCCCUUAUGGCCCUCUAUAAACACACUCGGGACUUGAUAUGGCUACAGAGAAGUUGCCUUUUCUCUCAGUGGUGUUUUUCAUGGGGAAACUCCACAAGACAACCGGAUCGACCGAUCUCACUUUUUGAAGGUCUUGCUGGCUCAGUCUAUAUGCUCCAUGACUUUCACAACUUUCUCCUCCACAAUGGUGAUGGUAGUGGAUCAACCCCGAAAUUCCCUUCCUUUGAACUUGAUUAGAAGAGAAUGAAGAUUGAGACGAAGCUGUCAUCAUCAAAGAAAAUCUGUUUUUUUUUACAAAAGAGACUUGUGCCCCACAUUCUUUCCUUACUCAUAUUUAAAUGGCUCGACAUCAUCAGUUCAAGCAUAGCAUAUUCUCUUAUGUAUUCCAAGGUCUCUAAGCUUAUAAUUGUAAUACUAUUUAUCUAGCGGUAUAAGUAUCUAAGACAGGUAAGAGAAAUCUCAUCUAGUGAUUUAUUUAUCUGUUUAUUUUUAUAUGAAUGUUUGUCAAUAGAUGAAUAUGUACCUAUAUGCUACACUAUACACUUAUAUGUACAUACAUAACAUGUUCAAAUAAGUACUCUUAAAUAAAAGUGUACCGGAGAAAGGUUCCCUGAUAAGU
Folsomia candida is the source of this 1890-nucleotide messenger RNA. Its product is annotated as glutathione S-transferase LANCL1. The record is from RefSeq and is a predicted model, not a curated record. Gene Ontology annotation, cellular component: plasma membrane. Gene Ontology annotation, biological process: carbohydrate metabolic process; peptide modification. The coding region runs from base 216 to 1508 and encodes 430 amino acids. The transcript has 9 exons. NCBI's taxonomy places the organism in Eukaryota, Metazoa, Arthropoda, Collembola, Entomobryomorpha, Isotomidae.